AUGGCUCACUGCCAGCUCGCGGUCCCCUCAUUCGUGUCAUUCUGGCUCCCCCUCAUUCCCAAUGAAGAGGAGGAGGCGAAGAUCAAGAUCAACGACGAGCUCAUCGCUACCCUGAAGGAACAGCUGAGCGCCAGUCACUCCAUCGAACCUGAGCCUGACAGCAAGGCGCCCACUGCCAUCGACCAGGCCAUGGCCAAGUUUCAAGAGGCGCAGGCUCAGGAGGGUGUGAAUGGAACUGGCUCGACCGAGACCAACCCUGCCAACCUGCCCUCCCUCGAUGUCGCUGAUCUCGCCAACGUGACUCCCACACGUGGCAGUAACAUGCAUCUCGUUUCUUCAUAUGGAAACCGUGACAUGGUUCGAGGGACCUUUGCCGGCGAGUCAGCCUUCUCGCCCCUCAACAUCAAGAAUAGCGGCAACGGCCUCCCUAGCACCAUGCAGCCUCCUUCGUGGACCCGACCCAACAGCCGGGGCAUGCCCGAGAGCAUCAACGGCCUCGGCAGUACCAUCAUGCGCAGCGCCACUCCUGCCAGCCAGAACGGCUUCAACAGCGGCGGGGCCAUCGUGUUCGGUCGCCCCAUGAGCCGCAUGGGUCAGCAUGGCGGAGCUGGUCCUCGCUCCGGCCCUCCUGCCUUCCGGCCUAAGGCCCCGGAAUUCCAUCCUGGUCACAAUGGUCUCAACGGCAGCGGCAGUGGCAGCGGCUCGGGCCACGGCAAUGCCAUUGUCCAAAUGUCGAACACGUCUUGGAGCCAGCACCAGCGUGGCUACGGACCCAACCAGUCUCCCGGCCCACACCACGGUCAUCCUCGCUCCCGGGGUGGUUCCCAGGGCUGGCAGGAUGUUCAGAAUGGUGGCUUCAAUCACUCCGGCCCUAAGCGUCCCCAGUGGGCCAACAGCCAGUACGAUAACCGCGCCGUCGUCGCUCGUUCCCAGCCCGUCAUCCCUCUCGGCCAGACCUACGGAGGCAUCACUGACGAUCUCGGCCGAUUCGAGAGGCUUUCCAGGAACUCUUUGGUAUCGCUCGUGGCUUUAUUGCACCUGGCUUGCGCAGAGACGCUGCCAACAAUCCGCUACGAGCAGUACCGCGAGAGCCGCAUCGAGUACUUCGCCACGGAGCUCCAGAGCAUGCUCGGCCCGCUCAUGAACGAGUUCGCCGACCUUGAACAAGCGGGCAACGACCUGCGCUCGGUCGUUGGCAAGGCAUGGUCCCUCUCGGCCAAGACGCUCACCUCGCGCAUGACUUUUGAGUACCGCUUCCCCGAGGCCGGCUGCCGCUUCUCCAUGCAGAGCAUGGUCGCCGUCGCCCCCAGCAUUGACGGCUACGUCCUGCAGGCGGAGCACUGGCGCGUCCAGCUUGUCGUCACGCCCGUCAUCACCGUGCGCAACGACAACGGCAGCACCCUGUCCGUCCACGUCACCAACCUCGCCGAGGUUCUGCUCAUGAAGUGA
This is a messenger RNA of Verticillium alfalfae VaMs.102, 1449 nucleotides long. RefSeq lists its product with no specific name. The record is from RefSeq and is a predicted model, not a curated record. The transcript is spliced from 4 exons. Lineage: Eukaryota; Fungi; Ascomycota; Sordariomycetes; Glomerellales; Plectosphaerellaceae. The coding region runs from base 1 to 1449 and encodes 482 amino acids.